Ochotona curzoniae (black-lipped pika) is the source of this 1682-nucleotide messenger RNA. RefSeq names its product cocaine esterase-like. Gene Ontology annotation, cellular component: intracellular membrane-bounded organelle. Gene Ontology annotation, molecular function: carboxylic ester hydrolase activity. The transcript has 13 exons. The coding region runs from base 1 to 1677 and encodes 558 amino acids. The record is from RefSeq and is a predicted model, not a curated record. NCBI's taxonomy places the organism in Eukaryota, Metazoa, Chordata, Mammalia, Lagomorpha, Ochotonidae.
AUGAGGGCUGAGCAGGUGCAUGCCCGGCUUGGCAGCUUGGCCUGCGGACUCAUGCUGCUCCUUCUUCCAAGCCAGGGCCAGGACUCCACAAGCCCCAUCAGGACAACACACUCUGGGCAGGUGCGAGGAAGCCUGGUCCAUGUGAAAGGCACCAACGUGGGCGUCCACACCUUCCUGGGCAUUCCCUUUGCCAAGCCACCUCUGGGGCCACUGCGUUUUGCACCUCCUGAACCUGCUGAAGCUUGGAGUGGAGUGAGGGAUGGCACCUCCUACCCAGCCAUGUGUCCACAGAACCUCGAUAUAAUGGGUGUUGUUGCUAAAAAACUGAAUUUCACAAUGUUGUCCAUUCCCAUGUCUGAGGACUGCCUUUACCUCAACAUCUACGCACCAGGCCAUGCCCAUGAGGGCUCCAAGCUGCCUGUGAUGGUAUGGAUCCAUGGAGGUGCAUUGGUUGUAGGCUUUGCUUCGGCAUAUGAUGGCUCCACCCUGGCAGCCUUUGAGGAUGUAGUGGUGGUCACCAUCCAGUACCGCCUGGGCAUCCUGGGAUUCUUCAGCACUGGAGACCAGCACGCCAGCGGCAACUGGGGCUACCUGGACCAAGUGGCUGCACUGCGCUGGGUGCAGCAGAACAUUGCCCACUUUGGAGGCAACCCUGAUCGGGUCACCAUAUUUGGCGAGUCUGCCGGUGGUGUAAGCGUGUCCUCACACGUGCUGUCGCCCAUGUCGCAAGGACUCUUCCACGGAGCCAUCAUGGAGAGUGGGGUGGCUGUGCUGCCUGGCAUCAUCACCAGCUCAUCUGAGACGAUCUCCUCGGUGGUGACCAACCUGUCUGGCUGUGGCCAGGUGGACUCUGAGACCCUGGUGGGCUGCUUGCGGGCCAAGAGUGAAGAGGAGAUCCUGGCAAUGAACAAGGCCUUCAAGAUCAUCUCCGGUGUGGUAGAUGGCAUCUUCUUUCCCAGACACCCCUAUGAGCUGCUGGCCUCUGCUGACUUCCAGCCGGUCCCCAGCAUCAUUGGUGUCAACAACGAUGAGUACGGUUGGAUCCUCCUCAAAUUCUUCGGUGUCAGACACACUGAGGAUGAAAUUAACAGAGUGGCCAUGGAGACACUAAUACAUCAAACAUCUGAGCAGUGGAUGCUGCCUCCUGGUAUAGGGGAACAGUUGGUGGAUGAGUACCUGGGGGACAACAAGGACCCCAAGACCCUCAUGGCUCAGUACCAGGAGAUGAUGGCAGACUCACUCUUCGUGAUGCCAGCGCUCCACGUUGCACAUUUUCAGCGUUCCCAUGCCCCUGUCUACUUCUACGAGUUCCAGCAUUCACCCAGUUUCAUGAAGGACUUCCGGCCACCCCACGUCAAGGCCGACCAUGGCGAUGAAGUGGCUUUUUUCUUCAGAUCAAUUUUCUUUGGGAAAAAAGUGACUCUCACUGAGGAGGAGGAGCUGCUGAGCAGGAGGAUGAUGAAGUACUGGGCCAACUUUGCUCGCACGGGGAACCCCAAUGGCGAGGGCCUGCCACACUGGCCUGUCUUGGACCAGGAGGAGCAGUACCUACAGCUGAGCACACAGCCUGCAGUGGGCCGGGCUCUGAAGGCCCACAGACGCCAGUUCUGGGCACAAACUCUGCCCAAGAAGAUGCAGGAGCUGAUGGGGGCUGAGCAGAAGCACACAGAGCUGUAGCUGCC